This is a messenger RNA of Wyeomyia smithii (pitcher-plant mosquito), 1576 nucleotides long. RefSeq names its product zinc finger protein 629-like. Gene Ontology annotation, molecular function: DNA-binding transcription factor activity; RNA polymerase II cis-regulatory region sequence-specific DNA binding. The transcript is spliced from 2 exons. Gene Ontology annotation, biological process: regulation of transcription by RNA polymerase II. Lineage: Eukaryota; Metazoa; Arthropoda; Insecta; Diptera; Culicidae. The coding region runs from base 304 to 1467 and encodes 387 amino acids. The record is from RefSeq and is a predicted model, not a curated record.
AUCUAUAUGUUAGUUCACUUCAGUGCACAAUCUCUUACUGGCGCUAUUAGAUGAAUAAAUGCUUUUGCUCUACUCAUCCCGUGCACAUCUUGUGAGAGCAGCAGAGUAAAUUCUUUUAUUCGUGUGUCCUAUUGUUUGAUAUCUGCAGUGAAGUAAACGGCGGUUUCUGGCGGUGGUGAACAUAAACUCGAGUUUUCAGUAGAAAAAAAAUCAUUUAACACUGAACUUGGUUUUCAAUGUUAAAGAAAAAAGAUAAAGAUUAAAGAACAUUCGAAUACACAAAAGUGCACCAAUCCAAGAAAAAUGUAUAACGACUACCAAGAAAUGCAAAAUUUAAACUACGUUGUGGCGGUUGAAAGCGAUCAAAUAAAACCAGAAAACAUUAAAACCGACCCAAACUGUUUCGAUCAGCCCGAUCUGAUCGAUCUAACCACGCUUCCGCCAUCACCGCCAUCACAUCACUAUCAAUCUGAUUUUGACAAUGAAUUUAAACAUAUUAUGGAGGCAGUGAGCGUAACUAAUAAUUUUUCAGAAAGUAAUGCUUUAGCUGUUUCACACCCUAAGUCCGACAACACACUGCUUGCAUAUCCGGGUAACAGUCGUUUGACGCCUCCACUAACUCCAGAUCAUACUGACAGUACUAAUAUGUAUUAUACACUGGAAGCUUCGAACUACACUGGAGUCAAUAAUGGGAUGUAUGUAAUGACGAAUGAGUACGGAAAUGAUCCAAAUUAUCCAGUAAUCCAAAAUCCUAACAAUCCCGUAGUGACGAUUCCAAUAAAUUAUUCACAUUAUCAACAAUAUCCAUCUGCAUACACCGUAAUCAUGCCUCAGGACUUAUACCAUGGUCAACCAGCAGUCCAUUCGGUGCUAACUAUUCCGACACCGGAGCCAUCACCGGAGGAACCCUCACCAACAUUCGUACCAUAUGAAUCAGCGAUUCCUGACCAGCCGAUCGGUUCUGAUAAUGGGCUUUCAGCUAGUGAUUCAAAAACCACCGUUUAUGUAUCACUCAACAGAGGAAAACGGAAACGCGACUACCUUAAAUACGACGGAGAGUACACCUGUGAGCUGUGUGAUCGAACUUUCGCCCGUAGCUCGACCCUGAAGCAGCACAAUAACACUAAACAUUCCGGUCCACGGCAGCACCGGUGCUCGCAGUGCGGCAAACGAUAUCAAUUCCUGGCCGAGCUGGAGGCACACGAAAAACGGCACAAACCCUCGGAAAAACAUUUCGUCUGCCCAGAAUGUCCGAGACGGUUCUACCGCCAAAUGGAUAUGAGGCGGCAUUUUAAUCAACACCACGGACAGAAUGACUUUCAGUGCCCACAAUGUGGCCGCAAAUAUGGACGACGUGAUCAGCUAAGGGUGCAUUUACUGUGUCAUGCCAAGCAAACUGACCGCAGAAAAAAUUGCUUAACCGAACAAGUUCUAGGCAAACUAGAGGACAACUCGAUUGUUGGUUGAUUUUUUUAUCCUUAAGUAAGAGUUAACUUAUUUAGUUUUUGUUCUGUAUAUUUAUUUUAGGGGAAACUGUUUUUUGUUGCUUAAUAAAGACGAUUCGUAUGUGAUAAUA